AUGCAGGUCCCCAGCCCCAGCGUGCGUGAGGCGGCCUCCAUGUACGGCACAGCGGUGGCCGUCUUCCUGGUCAUCCUGGUGGCCGCACUGCAGGGCUCGGCACCCCCCGAGAGCCCCUUCCCCUACCGCAUCCCCCUGGACCCCGAGGGGACCCUGGAGCUGUCGUGGAAUGUCAGCUACGUGCAGGAGACUGUCCACUUCCAGCUCCUGGUGCGGGAACUCAAGGCCGGCGUCCUGUUUGGGAUGUCGGACCGCGGCGAGCUGGAGAACGCCGACCUGGUCGUGCUCUGGACUGACGGGGACAGUGCCCACUUUGGGGACGCCUGGAGUGACCAGAAGGGGCAGAUCCAUCUGGACGCCCAGCAGGAUUACCAGCUGCUGCGGGCACAGAGGACCCGGGAAGGCCUGUCCCUGCUGUUCAAGAGGCCCUUUGGCACCUGUGACCCCAAGGAUUACCUCAUCGAGGACGGCACCGUCCACUUGGUGUAUGGGAUCCUGGAAGAGCCGUUCCAGUCACUGGAGGCCAUCAAUGUCUCCAGCCUGCAGACGGGGCUGCAGAGGGUGCAGCUGCUGAAGCCCAACAUCUCCAUCCCGGCCCUGCCCUCGGACAUGCGCGCCAUGGAGAUCCGCGCCCCAGACGUCCUGGUCCCGGGCCAGGAAACCACGUACUGGUGUUACAUCACUGAGCUCCCGGACGGCUUUUCUCGGCACCACAUCGUCAUGUACGAGCCCAUCGUCACGGAGGGCAACGAGGCCCUGGUGCACCACAUGGAGGUCUUCCAGUGCGCAGCCGAGUUCGAGAGCUUCCCCCAAUUCAGCGGGCCCUGCGACUCCAAGAUGAAGCCGGAGCGGCUCAACUACUGUCGCCACGUGCUGGCUGCCUGGGCCCUGGGCGCCAAGGCCUUUUACUACCCAGAGGAAGCCGGCCUUGCUUUCGGGGGCCCUGGGUCCUCCAGAUUUCUCCGCCUGGAAGUCCACUACCACAACCCGCUGAUGAUAAAAGGCCGGCGCGACUCCUCGGGCAUCCGCCUGUACUACACAGCCACGCUGCGGCGCUUUGAUGCGGGCAUCAUGGAGCUGGGCCUGGUGUACACGCCUGUGAUGGCCAUCCCCCCGCAGGAGACGGGCUUCGUCCUCACCGGCUACUGCACGGACAAGUGCACCCAGCUGGCUCUGCCUCCUUCCGGAAUCCACAUCUUCGCCUCUCAACUCCACACGCACCUGACGGGCAGGAAGGUGGUCACGGUGCUGGCCCGGGACGGCCGCGAGAAGGAGAUUGUGAACAGAGACAACCACUACAGCCCUCACUUCCAGGUGCUGAUGGGCCUUUGUCGGCUUGGUUCUCAGGGAGACGUGCUCAUCACUUCCUGCACAUACAACACGGGAGACAGGAAGCUGGCCACCGUGGGGGGCUUUGGGAUCCUGGAAGAGAUGUGCGUCAACUAUGUGCACUACUACCCCCUGACGCAGCUGGAGCUCUGCAAGAGUGCUGUGGACCCUGGCUUCCUGCAGAAGUAUUUCCACCUUGUGAACAGGUUCAACAGCGAGGAAGUCUGCACCUGCCCUCAAGCCUCUGUCCCUGAGCAGUUUGCCUCUGUGCCCUGGAACGCCUUCAACCGCCAAGUGCUCAAGGCUCUGUACAACUUUGCCCCCAUCUCCAUGCACUGCAACAAGUCCUCGGCUGUCCGCUUCCAGGGUGAGUGGAAUCUGCAGCCCCUUCCCGAGAUCGUCUCCAAGCUGGAAGAGCCCACCCGCCACUGCUCAGCCAGCCAGGGUCAGAGCCCCGCUGGCCCCACCAUGGUCAGCAUCGGCAGGGGCAAAGGUUGA
Messenger RNA from Lipotes vexillifer (Yangtze River dolphin), 1827 nucleotides. It is a transcript of the gene DBH, whose product is annotated as dopamine beta-hydroxylase. Gene Ontology annotation, cellular component: secretory granule membrane. The transcript has 11 exons. NCBI's taxonomy places the organism in Eukaryota, Metazoa, Chordata, Mammalia, Artiodactyla, Lipotidae. The record is from RefSeq and is a predicted model, not a curated record. Bases 1 to 1827 code for a protein of 608 amino acids. Gene Ontology annotation, biological process: octopamine biosynthetic process; norepinephrine biosynthetic process; dopamine catabolic process. Gene Ontology annotation, molecular function: dopamine beta-monooxygenase activity; copper ion binding.